Messenger RNA from Symbiodinium pilosum, 3468 nucleotides. The record is from the annotation of a GenBank genome assembly. NCBI's taxonomy places the organism in Eukaryota, Dinophyceae, Suessiales, Symbiodiniaceae.
AUGCAAUAUAGAACCGCCACCCAAUGGGGUGUCUUUGAUGUCACCGUCUCUGAUGGUGUCAUUCAACGUGUAGACGGUAUUCAACAAGACCCUGAUCCCGCCGCCAUCGGGCAGACCCUGCUUGAUGGCGUCCAACACGCUUCCCGGAUUCAACGACCUGCUAUUCGUAAAGGCUGGCUCGCAGCUGCCCAUCGAAACCGCAAACUGCGCGGCAACGACAGCUUUGUUGAUGUCCCCUGGGACGAAGCGCUGGAUAUGGCUGCGCAGGAAAUCGCGCGGGUGAUUGCGGAAAAAGGCAACAAGUCGAUAUACGCUGGAUCUUAUGGUUGGGCAAGCGCAGGGCGCUUUCACCAUGCGCAAUCUCAAUUGCACAAGUUCAUUAAUCUGCUGGGUGGUUCAACCCGGGCGAUGAAUUCCUACAGCACCGCAGCGGCCCAGGUCAUUCUGCCUCACGUGGUUGCGCCCUGGUCUGAAAUUGAACUGCAGCAAACCAGUUGGGACGAGAUAGCUCAGGGCGCCGAACUGAUGGUCGCCUUUGGCGGCAUACCGUUGCGUAACACACAGGUGGCUUACGGUGGGAUCACAGAACAUCAGAGUCAGGGCGGCCUGCGCGGUGCGUUGGCGGCAGGCACCAAACUGGUGAACGUCUCUCCGGUAUCUCAUGACAUGCCCGCGUGGUCGCAAGCGCAGUGGGUGGCAGCCCGUCCAGGUACUGAUGUUGCGCUGAUGUUAGGUCUGGCUUACGUGCUGGAAGCGGAAAACCUGCUUGAUCGAACAUUUCUUGAGAGCCAUUGCCACGGCUAUGCAACAUUCUGUCGAUACCUUCUGGGCGAAGCAGAUGGCAUCGCAAAAUCCCCAGCAUGGGCGGCGCAGAUUUGUGGUGUGGACGCAGGGGUUAUUGAGCAGCUUGCGCGGGAAAUGGCGCAUAAAAAAACGUUUAUUACCGCGGCCUGGUCUCUGCAGCGGGCCCAUCAUGGCGAACAACCUUACUGGAUGCUGGUGGUGUUGGCUGCCAUGUUAGGUCAGAUUGGCCUGCCAGGCUGUGGGUUCGGAUUUGGUUAUGGCGCUGAAGGGUUUAUCGGAUCCAGCUGGCGACGAUUCAAUUGGGCAACGUUCAGUAAAGGCAUGAAUCCCACGCGUUUUGCGAUACCUGUUGCGCGCAUUACGGACAUGUUGCUGAAUCCGGGUGCUGAUGUGGAUUACGAUGGGCGCAAGAUCACCUACCCGGAGAUUGAUCUGAUCUACUGGGCAGGUGGUAAUCCAUUCCAUCAUCAUCAGGAUCUUAACCGUCUUGUUGAGGGCUGGCGCAAACCCAGUACGGUGAUUGUGAACGAGCCUUGGUGGACACCAACGGCGCAGUGGGCGGAUAUCGUAUUCCCGGCGACCACCGCACUUGAACGCGAGGACAUCUGUGCUUCAAGUCAUGACCCCUACGCGCAUGCCAUGCAGCAGGCAUUGCCUGUGCAGCAUGACGCCUGUUCGGACCACGAAAUAUUUGCAGGGCUUGCGGCUCGGCUCGACGUUGGGGAGGCGUUCGUGGAAGGGCGGAACGAGCAGGACUGGUUGCGCCAUAUGUGGGAAAAGUCUGCCGACAAGGCGCGCACGGAAGGGUUUGAACUACCUGAGUUCGAUGCGUUCUGGCGCAACAGGAUCUAUAAGAUUCCUGAGCAGUCCGCACGCAAAACCUGGCUCGCAGAUUUUCGAGCUGAUCCGCUUAACAAUCCGCUGAACACGCCCAGUGGCAAACUCGAAAUCUUUUCAGAUGCCAUUGCUGGGUUUGAUUAUGACGACUGUCCCGGCCACCCAACCUGGCUGGAACCCUUUGAGCGACUAGGUGGGCAUAACUCGGAAAAAUAUAAAUUGCACCUGCUGACGCCGCAGCCGGAAAAGAGAUUGCACAGUCAGAUGGAUCCCAGUGCACAUAGUCACAGCGGCAAGGUUGCUGGUAAAGAAGUGCUGCUCAUGCAUUCCACUACCGCUGCGGCUCGAAACAUUCGGCAAGGCGAUAUCGUGCGCAUUUAUAAUGACCGGGGUGCCUGUCUGGCGGCGGUUGGUUUCGAUGACAACCGACUGGCUGAUGUUGUUUCCCUGCCGACAGAACCAGAAUUUGAUCAAUUCCACGCCAUCUUCAUAGAGCAUAUGCUCAUAUUCAGGGACCUGUUGCAUGAAGCCGCGGUGCUGCUGCUCCGUGCAGAAAUUCAUGACGGGUUCGACAACCGCGCGGUUGUACCAGCUGCGGUCAAAGAAUGCGAUUUCACCCGGGUUAGGCAGCUGUUCGGUAUAACGCUGAAAAUACCAUUGCCCCUUUUCCACUUCGGUAGGUUUCGGCAACGCGACCACACGGGCGCUACGCGGAUUCAUGUGUUCAAUGAAGCGACGAAUCGUGCCACCUUUUCCAGCUGCGUCUCGACCUUCUACAAUGAUCGCAACCCGACGCCCCUCCAACUGCACCGAGCGUUGCAGUUUGACAAGUUCGAUCUGAAGCUUUUCCAGUUCGCGCUCAUAUUGAAGCGUUGCCAGGGCUUUGGAGACAUCGAUAUUUUUAGUGUUUUUUGUGGUGAUGAGCUUCGACGUGCGUUGAAAGAGGUUGUCCCCCUGCUUCUGCAUGGGUCAAGUUUCGCCACGGCAGAACCCUCACUGUCACCGCCGGAUGAGCCGCUCAUCGACCUAUCCACGGUUCAGUGGAUGCACGGGCAUCAGGACUGCGAUUCAACUCGAUUGGCGACAAACUAUGUGGAAUGGCAAGUCAUUCGGUAUCGAAAUGACACAUACAUAUUUCGACAGAAUAAAUGCUCAAAUUACGAGGCGCCGUUUGUAUAUUUGUUUGUGGGUGCACAACGGGCGCUUUUAAUCGAUAGCGGUGCAACGGCUGCUGGCGGAUCAAGUUUGGUUGAUGCAAUCCGCGCAAUUACAACUCUUCCUGUCGUUGUGGCUCAUUCCCACGGGCACGGAGAUCAUCAUGCCGGCGACGCUGCUAUGCAGGCUGCGGAAGGCUUUACUGUGGUCGGCACGGGGCCCACGGCAGUGCAGAGUUUUUUCAAAUUUGAGGGUUGGCCUCGAAACGCGGUCAAGCUGGAGCUGGGUGGUAGAAACAUCGAACUGCUGCCAAUUCCUGGCCAUCAUGAUGAUGACAUAGCCUUCUAUGACCCACGCUCCAGGUUUGUAGUGACAGGCGACACCCUAUAUCCAGGGCGUCUGUAUAUCGGCGACUGGGCAGCGUAUCGGGCGAGCAUCACGCGGUUGAUGCAAUGGGUUGCAAGCCACGAGGUCACGUAUGUGAUGGGCACCCAUAUUGAGAUGAGUAAUACACCCAAUGUUGACUAUCCAAUUGGUACAACGUUUCAGCCUGAUGAAAUCUCUCUGCCUCUGGGUGUAUCGGAUAUCGAGAAGCUCGAAGCAACGAUCGCUGACAUGGACAAACCCCGACGUACCUACUUGGAGCGCUUCAUUCUGUGGCCAAAGGACUGA